Messenger RNA from Acanthosepion pharaonis, 738 nucleotides. The record is from the annotation of a GenBank genome assembly. NCBI's taxonomy places the organism in Eukaryota, Metazoa, Mollusca, Cephalopoda, Sepiida, Sepiidae.
AUGACUAGUAGUCCAGUCUCAUACAGACUUCUCAGAACAGGGGACAGUCUUCCUUCUCUAAUUCUCCCGCAAAUUUCUCGUGACUCUCUCGACGACGGUCUCGUUCUCCGAGUCUCUCAACCGUCUUUUUGUAGCACCGCGACCCGUAAUGGUCGCCUGCGGGUGUUUACGCACGUGACGACGAUGUGCCGACCGAUCGCGGUCUCUCUCGUCUCUCUCUCCCGUCUGGCCUCUUCCGUCUCGCUCGACCGUCUGCUUCUUCCGUCUCGCUCGACCACAUAUAAUUUCUUCUUAUUCUUCUUUCUUUUUAUUCAUUAUCUAUUUCCAUUUUCUUUCUAUAUUUUCUUAUUUGAUUUGUCGCCUUUGUUUCUCUGUUUUAUUCUUAUUUUUACUUCUAACUCCCCCCCCAUUCAUUUCUACGCUUUUUUUUUUCUUCUGCUUUCAUCCUUUUUUGUAGUUGCUUUCUCACAAUAUUUUAUUCUCUCUUUCUUUCCUUUUUUUUCUCUCUGGUUAACUUCUACCACUUUUCUAAUUAUACCUCCUACUCUCUCUCUCUCUCUCUCUCUCUCUCUUUCUCUAUCGAACCCCUCUUCUUCCUCUCUCUCUCUCACUCUCUCUCUCAUUAUAACCUUCUUUCUUUCUUUCUUUUAUGGCGGACUUCUGACUCCAUUCCAACACAUUCUUAUCUGUCUCACCCAACUUCUAUUUCCGAGUGUAUCUAUGCAUCUACCGAUUUAA